Penicillium argentinense is the source of this 1335-nucleotide messenger RNA. Its product is annotated as F-box protein. The coding region runs from base 1 to 1335 and encodes 444 amino acids. Lineage: Eukaryota; Fungi; Ascomycota; Eurotiomycetes; Eurotiales; Aspergillaceae. The record is from RefSeq and is a predicted model, not a curated record. The transcript is spliced from 3 exons. Gene Ontology annotation, molecular function: protein binding.
AUGGCGGACGUGACUCACUCGGACCAGGGCUCCACGCUUGGUGAUAACCGACAGUACAUUGAGCACCUCCUUUACGACCAGCACUGGAAACAGACCACACAAUCGAAUUCGAAAAUUGACAAACUGCCCCCCGAGACCCUGCAUCAGAUUCUCUCCUUCUUGUCACCUCACGAGCUAGCUCGCGUGUCCAUUACGUGCCGUGCCCUCGCCCAAAGCGCCUCCAAUGACCUUUUGUGGAAGAAACUCGUCAACUCACAUAUACCAUUCUCUAUCGACGAACCGGGCCCUUUCGAAUCCUUCCGCCGCCUGUAUCUCGCCCAUUUGCCAUAUUGGUUCAUUCCGCAGAACAAGAUUUGGUUCGCAGAUAAUGAACACACCGGGAACUUGAUCUUAGCUCGCUACGAUAACCGUCGGGGGGUGAUUGAAGCAUAUCGAAUUCUCGCCGACCGUGGUGCACCCAUGUUCCAUGUUUGGGCCGGACACCCAGAUGUGAUGAUUCAAUCAUUCGACCCUCACGUCGGCCUGUGGCUGGAUGACCCGGUUUUGCUUCUGAAGGACCCUGAUCCAUCGGCCCCGACAUCUGAAUGCCAAACAUGGAUGGCAGAGCGCAGUAUGAGGAUGGCUGCAGAAAGCCACCAUCUUUUCAACUCGCUGUUACUUUGUUCUAAUACGGACACUGGUGUGACAGACAUGUCGAGACUCUGGCCUCCCGCGCUGAUACCUAGCAACAAUCGUGUUGCUAGAUCGGUGGACGAUAUGAAUGUUUCAGAACCUUCGCAUUGGUCUGAGGCAUCCCAAGAAGCGUUUCGUAUUCGCCGCUGGACGAAUUUCCACGUUGUGCAUCCAGGGAAUAAUUCGGCAAUGGUUACAUAUUCUACUCUCGAUCCCAGCGUGUACACGCCAACACGAACGAAGCCAUACCAGGGGAUCUGGGUCGGCGACUAUUCAGCGCAUGGCUGCGAAUUCCUACUCAUCACUCAAGGUGACCCGCUCACGGAUGAAGAAGUCGAUAACACGUCAGGUGUCAUUCAGAGGGGAAGUUUGGAUGCCAUCAAGCUGACAGGAGAUCCCAAUGUUCCCCGUGGUGAAAUAACAUUUCAAUCUCCUGACAUUGGACCAAAUGGCCUUAUUCGAGUGGAAACCGAGGAGCCUUUCGCCGGCUGUCGGAUUGUGCAUUCUCGGGGUCAUGUUGCAGGCCGUGGCUUUCGUGAUGAUACUUUUAUUGCUUCCCAACUGAUUCUGGUCUCUACUGAAUACAUAGCCCACUAUUGGCAGGAGAUGGGGCACAUCUCCUACUACCGCCGCGUUGAUAUCGAUGAUCUCCUGCAAACAUGA